This is a messenger RNA of Suhomyces tanzawaensis NRRL Y-17324, 771 nucleotides long. RefSeq lists its product as uncharacterized. The coding region runs from base 220 to 609 and encodes 129 amino acids. NCBI's taxonomy places the organism in Eukaryota, Fungi, Ascomycota, Pichiomycetes, Serinales, Debaryomycetaceae. The record is from RefSeq and is a predicted model, not a curated record. The transcript has a single exon.
UUGGAGGAGUAGCCAGGAAUGGCCACGCCAGAAACCUCCCCAGAGUCUGGAGAGGGCGGUGCGCGCACGACGGGAGUGGUGGGCGUUUGCAGCCGUGCGAAGGAGACAGAUGCGACAAGCAGUAUGGGCUAACAGAAAGAGCUGCUAGAGAUGUCUGGGCGUUGGUGGCAAUAUUCAGGCUACGAAGCACUGUGAGCAGUCAGCAUAGAGCAGACAGGUAUGGAGUACCGCAGACACGCCACAGAUCACAGUUGGUGUACAGUGCUCGCACCCAGUUGGCUGGCAUUUUAUCUAGUUUGCGGCUCACAACGACCACCAGCAAUUGCCAGACAGGCCAGCCAAUAUGAUGUUUUGACACAGCCUUUGGUCCAGCACAGGGACAGAUAUGCCCUAGACUGCCCACGGAUGGCCGCUGGGACGACUUUGCCCGCCUUGUGGCCAUUUCGUCUCAGGCAUCAGCUGACCGCCUCGUUUUUGCUUCCUGGGCACUCGACUAAGCAGAUGCGCUUGAACUUGCAAAUUUCCGCACUGGUUUGGGAGAUUGAUCUGGCACGGUGCGGCACGCCACCAGCCGCACAUUUCCCGUUGUGCUUAAUUGCUGGCUACUGAGCCUCCCUAGCACGGUGCGGUGCGAGAUCAUCUACCACGAGCACGGUGGCUAAGUAUCAUACCCCACCAGCCACCCGCCACCAUACCAGGAAUCACAGACGCUAGCCCGGUCUGAACUGCCAUUGUCACCACAUGGAAACAUUUCCUGAGCAAACUCCCCUU